CUCGGCCGAGGCGUUGUUCGCCAAAAGGCUGACAGCAGCAGUCGCUAGCUAAGACGUGGCACAGCCAUAUGCAGCUCUGUACCAUGUCCACAACACAGGACGCAGGUGGAUGGUUAUACCUUCACAAUUAAUAAUGCAGGAAAGCAGAAGGUUUGGUUGGAUCUUGCAGAGUGCCUAUUGCCUAAGCGUCGACAUGAUUGCCGACCCUCACUCAUUCUGUCCUGCGGCACUGGCUCGCUGAAGACCGGAGAAGCUUCGGUUCAAACAGCAUUACCAAUAUCCAAGAUUUUUGCAUGUCGCAUUACUACGCGUGCCCGGCUGUUGGGCUUGGGGGCCGUGUGCAGAUGCGACAGCGUGAAGUCACGUCGCACACAUCUGGCCCGUGUCAUCGAAUAGACUUUUUGACAUCUCAAGAGCUUCCCCGGCUAGGUCUGGGCCCACUGCUACUCCAGGAACGCUGUGGCACAUCUUACACCGAUCAGCAAACUUUGUUCCUCUUACGGUUCGGCGUUGUGGCUAGUGCAGUGAGCCUUACAGCCUGCGCUACUCGCGCCCAGCGUCUACGUAUACCUCGUUUGAUGAGACGGCAUGGCAGUCUAUCCGCCCAUCGGGACGACUGCCUUCUGUCUUUGAAAUCGUGCGUACGGAGUGCAAAUGAUGACCAACAACGGUCUAGAAGCUGCAGAAUGAUGAGGCAACAUCGUCGAAGUACGAGAAAAAGAAAAGAAGAGCAUGGGUUACUUGAGCAUGUGGCCCCUGUUGUCAGAAACCAUGCCGACCACAUUCAGUCGUUCUUGGGCGUUGCUUGUCCCGACCUAGGUGUGUACGCGCUGUCAAACUCACCCAUACCGCUUGGCGCGCUUGCGCGUCCCACAGUUGCGGCUUGAAGUUGCGCAAAGCGAGCUGGUAAGACGUGGUGAUAGCAAUGGGGGCGGAUGAAGGAGACUUCGUUGGCCGACCCUGACUACCUAGGUAGUGACGCCGCCAGACGCACGCAGAGAGCCCUGUGGGAGAGCUGCUGGCAGCCCCGCGCUUGCCGCUAUGCCAGCGACUCGAGGCCCACGCGUUCUCUGAUCGAGGACCUAUUGACGUACAUAGUAUGCAC
Molecule: messenger RNA, 1105 nt
Organism: Alternaria rosae
Lineage: Eukaryota; Fungi; Ascomycota; Dothideomycetes; Pleosporales; Pleosporaceae
Exons: 1
Coding region: 294-887 (197 amino acids)
Source: RefSeq, a predicted model, not a curated record